Abrus precatorius (Indian licorice) is the source of this 483-nucleotide messenger RNA. RefSeq lists its product as uncharacterized. The record is from RefSeq and is a predicted model, not a curated record. Bases 1 to 483 code for a protein of 160 amino acids. The transcript has 3 exons. NCBI's taxonomy places the organism in Eukaryota, Viridiplantae, Streptophyta, Magnoliopsida, Fabales, Fabaceae.
AUGCGGGAGAUAGUCAGGCUGCAUGGAGUGCCGACUAGUGUGGUGUCAGAUAGGGAUCUGAGAGGACUUGUUGAGGGCUUGUGUGCUCGAGCAGCAGGAAACUUAGGAAGAGUGCUUGCCGCUAGUGGAAUUCACGUCUCACCUGUAACCGGAGUGGGGAGAGCUCUGAAGUCUCGGAAGUUGUCCCCUAAGUUUAUUGGGCCAUUCGAAGUGCUGAGUAGAAUUAGUCUCGCGACGUAUCGGAUAGCAUUGCCUCCGAAUCUCUCGAAUCUACAUCCAGUGUUCCAUGUGUCACAACUUAGGCAAUAUGUGUCAGAUCCUUCCCAUAUGAUUGAUCUUGACCCAGUUCAAGUAAGAGAAGACUUGUCGUAUGAUGUGUACCCAAUGAGGAUUGCGGAUCAUGGUGUUAAACAGCUGAGGGGUAAAGAGAUAUCAUUGGUGAAGGUAAUUUGGAGCUCGAGUGAUGAAGGAGAUGCCACAUGA